Messenger RNA from Arctia plantaginis, 4884 nucleotides. The record is from the annotation of a GenBank genome assembly. Lineage: Eukaryota; Metazoa; Arthropoda; Insecta; Lepidoptera; Erebidae.
AUGGCCCUUUUGAGUGAGUAUCGCUUCGCGGGCGGAGGGUAUCCCCGAGCAAGUGUUCACAACAGCAGUCGAAGCGGCGGUCUGUGCUCAGCAGCGCUGGUGGGCGGUGCACUUCUGGCUGCUGUGGCGGUAUUGGCGGUCGCCGCACUAGCCUUUUAUAUGGGCGCACUGAGGCCGGACAAUGGAGAACCAAUAAUCGCUUUCGAUGGUACAUUCCGUGUGACUCGAGGUGAUGUAUAUGGUGGAGUGCCAGGCAGCCCUUCAUACAAAGAGCGUGCUCGGCGCUACACUGCCGCACUUCGUCAAGUAUAUGCUAAUCCUUCGUCGUUAAGACCAGCUUUUACUGGAGCUAUAGUAACAGGCUUCGGCGACCGAAGACUAGAUGUUCAUUUCAGACUUUAUCUUGAUAGAAGAAAAAUACCCAGUACUCUGUCGAACAUCGAAGAGACGCUAAAAAAUAUUCUUAUUCAAGAUUUAAAUUCAAAACACCCAGCUGUAGGUCAAACGAUCAAAGUAGACACGUCGAGUAUAAUCAUUAAAAGAGAUUUAGAACAUACAUAUCAUUCAGAAUCUUAUGUCAAAGAAGCCAUGAACGAAAGCAUGUCAAUAACAAGCCCAAAGGGUACACCUUUACCAGCUGGUACAGAUAAAACCCUUCAAACAAGAGUCGGCGUUGUUCGGAAGACCACAGUUAAACCAAACCAAAAAAAGGAUCCAGACGAACCAGAUAUUGACACCGAAAAUAUUCCUGUAGUCCAAGGAUCAUUUCAAAUUACUAAGACUGAAGCCGAUAUAACAGAAAAUAAAAAAAUAAAUUCUAGUCCACCGCGUCAUGAUGAUAAAUUAAGUCAUAAACCCACACCAGUAAAGACUGCAACAACAACGACCACAACUAAAGCUCCUGUUACAAAACCAACUACGCGAACUACAUCUACGAAAAGAUCUCCUACUAGCACACCAAAAACUCGUCCGUUUACUAUAAAAUCCACUUUAAAUGUUAAACCAAGGACAGAAUCGACACCUAAAGUGGCAGUUCAAAAAACUACUAUUACCCCAGUUAAUACGACCACAACUGCUGUACCUACAACAACUACAGUCAUGUCGACUACUAAUAAUGUGUCCCAACUACUACUUGACCUGUUAACAAGUGAAAAUCAUUAUAAAGACCUGCCUAAAAUUGAUUCACUAUUUACUGUACCUCAUGUAAUUGAUAAUGAGCCUUGGCGGCCCAUAACCCAACCUUACUAUGAACAGACAAGUAGGUCACCAAUUCUCCUAGAUACUAGCAGUGAUUUAAAUGCUGAAGACAGAAUGGGUGUUGCAGAAGUGAUCGACGAUGUAUCAAUAAUAGAAAGUAUGUUGAGCCCGAUUCCACCAGUAAAACAUAAAGAUAAAGUUACACCUCGUCCCUUAAAUGUACACAAUGUUGACCCUGCAUUAGCAGCUGACAUUUACGUGCCUAGUCCUGUCUACACAAGCUUUACGCUACCGACAUUUGCACCACCUUUGAGAAACAUGGAAACUCUAGGAGGACAUUAUCCAAAACCACAUCCUAUUCCAGUUGACAAAAUAAGUGGUGUUGUAGAAGUGAUUGAUGACACUAAACUUAGUUACGUAGACGAUGGAAAGCCAGUGGAACGACCACCGAAAGACAAGCAAACAAGUGUAUCUAUAAACGUAUUAGAAUUAGAUAAUGCAUAUAACGAUACAGAAAAAUUAACAUUAGAUGGAACAUCAAUACUAAAGAAACAUGAUACUACGACUUCUAGUACUACAAGCACUUACACACCGACCACAAAGUCAACAAGUAUCACGACUUUUAUGAAUUCUUCCUCCACCACGCCAAAAUUAGAAGUAGUAAACAUAACCGACAAAGCUAGUGAAAAACAGAUCGAUAAUACUACGAAAGAGAAUUCAACUCGGCGACCUAACAACAAAGUAUCUAUUAUACCAAGUACAAGUGCACCACAUUUGACAUGGGAAUUAAUAAAUACAUCAACAAACGAUAAUGGUACUUUUAACAAAUAUUCGCCUGAAACAUAUUAUAAUGAUACCUUGCAAGCUAUAAUUACAAAAAAUGAUGAAGUAUUUCCAAACACUACGCCAAAAUUUACUGGUAAGGUUUCUAUUUUAAGAAAUCUUACUGAAGUUAUAAAAAAAGAUGCGCAAAAUACAUCUGAGAAGCCUGAAGGAGACCUCACUAAUUUAGAGGUUGAAGAGCGACAUGAUCAUGACAAGAUGACCGGGUCUGUAGAACUAGUGCCCGAUGACGAAUUAGAAUUAACAACGGCAGGAGUGAUAACAUUAUUACCGGCUAAAUCAAAUCUCGGUGUAAAUAGACCCCUUAGACCCCGACCAAAAGUUAAACCCGAGUCUCAACCUAUAAAAGAAAAUUUACGCAGUUUUUUUCGCAAUGGUCCCGAAGCGCAAACAUCAAUUGAUAAUUUGAGUACCGAGAACUAUUUCCAAAACUAUGAAAUUGAUCGUAACAGUGAAGAAAUUCAAUUAACAGAUAGUUCAGACCUUGUAACCCAUAUUGAACAACAAGAUGCAAUAAUCUCACCGUCAGUAACAGAAAGUUUAAAAGUUAUUAACAUACCUGAAAAUCUCUCUACUAGUAGUCGAUUCCCAAAAUCAAAUGAAAACCUACAUUUUUCGAAAGAUUUGAAUGAAACUCAUGAGCUGCCAGAAGAUUCAAAUAUAACUAAUGUCCCUCAAGGCACUUACAGAGUGUCAUAUCACGUCACUGGUAGUGUAAGUAGCAAGCGUGCAAAUAAGACCCAAAAUCUGCCCGCGUAUGAAUUGGCGUUAGAUCCAGACGUUGUAUUAGAAAUACCUAUUAAUCAAUCAAACACUUUAACGAUAGACAAGCUUAGACAACUUGCUAGUUUGGCUACUAUAUCUGAUUCUAAUAAUAAUACAUUGUUUCGAGCACCAGGCGGCGUGAUUUCUACAAAAGCAAUACCAUCUAGCUACACACUGAAUCAAGCGGGUUUUAAAAUAUUAACCAAAACUUACAACAAAGUGCAAAAUCCGAGUAAACAAGAAGAAAAUAGUCUAAACAACCUGGUUUCUUCCCUUAAAGAAAUUUAUGGGAAGCCAACAAAGCCUCAAAAGGAAAAAGAAAGCAAUAAAGCCCAGAAGGAAGUUGUAAAAGAAGAAGAGUGUAAUAACGCGACUUCGUUUCGUUGUUUGGGAGGUGCAUGUCUUCCACUGACAUCCCGCUGCAACCGUCUUCUAGACUGCCCAGGCGGAGAGGACGAACGUUCAUGUUCUUGUGCAGACUAUUUACGCGCAGACUUUUCGCAAUCAAAAAUUUGCGAUGGUGUCGUUGAUUGUUGGGACUAUUCUGAUGAAAAUAAGUGUGAUUGGUGUAAAGACGGACAAUACGUGUGUGCCAAUGCUCGUCAAUGUAUCGAACCGGCUCGUGUUUGUGAUGGAACUCCAGACUGUCCGCUAGGGGAUGACGAGAAGAGUUGCGUUGCCCUCGCUGAACAAUUGGAGGACAACGAAAUCAUACCAUAUAACGAAGAAGGCUACGUGAUGGUGCGUAAGAGAGGCGUCUGGGGUCGGCUUUGCGUGGAGAGUUUCGCAGAUGUUGUGGAACAAGCACACAGCUCCCUUAAACUCCCCGAUCUUGGAAGAGCCGUUUGCCGAGCUAUGACCUUCCACGAUGCUGGGUGGGCUCGCGAGGCUCGUGAGGGCCGCAAGUCUAGCUUGUCUGGCUACUGGGAGGUGUGGCACAACGCGGAUGCGCGUGCGCACGACACGCGACUUACCUUUAGAAGAGCUUCGUGUGCGAAAAAACGAGCCUUGCGUGUGCGAUGUACUGGUCUUGACUGUGGGAUACGACCACAUGCCGAUGCUCAACAGCCAAGGGUGAAUUAUACUGACGAGCACGUGCGUCGGGGCAGGGUCGUGGGUGGCGACGGAGCAGCAGCCGGCGCAUGGCCGUGGCAGGCCGCUCUCUACCGGGACGGAGACUUCCAGUGCGGUGGCACAUUGAUUCACGCGCAGUGGCUACUCUCUGCCAGCCAUUGCUUUUACCAGGCGACGGAAGCUCACUGGGUAGCACGACUAGGCGCUCUUCGUCGAGGAGCAUGGCCUCGCGGUCCAUGGGAAAGAGUUGCCCGCGUACGUCAGGUCGUGCUUCAUCCGAAGUACGCGCCAAGAGGGUUCCGUAACGACAUUGCGUUGCUCCGACUGGAUCCAUUACCGCUGCACGCUCGGUUGCGACCCGCUUGUCUGCCGCAGCCACGGGCUCAGCCGCCUGCAGGCCACCACUGCACAGUCGUUGGUUGGGGUCAGCUUUAUGAACAUGAACGAGUCUUCCCUGACACAUUACAAGAGGUGGAGCUGCCAGUGAUAUCGACAGCAGAAUGCAGACGUCGUACGCGACUCCUGCCGCUGUACCGUGUCACGGACGACAUGUUCUGCGCGGGCUAUGAACGAGGUGGACGCGACGCCUGUCUAGGUGACUCCGGCGGACCGCUCAUGUGUCAGGAAUCAGACAAAUGGUACGUCUACGGUGUGACAAGUAACGGGUAUGGAUGUGCACGAGCAAAUCGCCCUGGCGUUUACACGAAAGUGUCGCACUACAUAGAAUGGAUCGACAAUACCAUAGCGAUCCACACCCCAUUGUAUAACCACACCAGCAACUUGGACGAAGAUGAAGAGUUCGAUGAAGACUUUUAUUCUGAUCUCGAAACUGCGGAGAACAGACGAGCGAAUAGAAUAGACACUUGUAAAGGGUACAGAUGCCCACUGGGCGAAUGCUUGCCCGCUACAAGCGUAUGCAACGGCUUUUUAGAAUGUUCUGAUGGGAGUGAUGAGUGGCAGUGCAGUAAACCUGCGCCAAACAAUUCCAGUUUAGACCCUGAUUGA